Molecule: messenger RNA, 933 nt
Organism: Talaromyces amestolkiae
Lineage: Eukaryota; Fungi; Ascomycota; Eurotiomycetes; Eurotiales; Trichocomaceae
Exons: 2
Coding region: 1-933 (310 amino acids)
Source: RefSeq, a predicted model, not a curated record
AUGAUCAAAGUCGCAGUUGCUGGUGGCGGCCAAGGCCUUGGAGGCGCCAUCGUCGAAGGUAUCGCAUCGCGUGGCUUGCACGAGUGCCUGAUUCUUAGCCGCACCGCCCAUGAGGAUGAUCCAAAAUGCAUCAUCGUCGACUACGCAAAUAUCGAAAGCCUCCAGGCCACGCUGGAGACCAAUGAGGUCCACACUAUCAUCUCAGCUCUGUCUAUGGAAAACGGCGGUGGCGAGUCCCAAAUGAAUCUUAUUGAGGCGGCCGACCGGUCUAGGUCGACCUAUAGGUUCAUCCCGAGUGAAUUUGGCAUGAUAUAUAAACCAAAGCAUAUGAAAGCCCUGCCUUCGUAUGCCUGGAAGUUGAAGGCCGUGGAACGCCUCGAUAAGAGUUCUCUGGAAUACACCCUCUUUUCCAACGGCAUGUUUCUUGACUAUAUGACAUCACCGCGAGUUCCAACACCUUUGCCAUUCUCCGUUCCCGUCUGGAUCGACCUCGAAAAGAAGUUCGCUGCGAUUCCAGGUGAUGGAGAGGGCGUUAUAGCGAUGACCCAUACCAGCGAUAUUAGUCGCUUUGUUGCGGCUGUUCUGGMCCUGCCACACUGGGAGAAGCGCUAUCAUCUGAUCGGUGAUCGUCUUUCCAUCAACGACAUGGUUCGCGUCGCUGAAGAGAUUUUAGGCGUUACAUUCCACAAGCACUAUGAUCAGAAAGAAAAUCUACUUGAACACAGAAGCACUUUGCUUCCUACCGCUCGAGCACUUCUGUUCCCUGGAAUCAAUGAGGCAUUUAUAAUGGACAUGGUCGCAGCAGCAGGAGUAAGAGUCAUCGACGGUGAGAUGGAUCUGGAUGUUAAUCUAUCAAUAAAUAGACUGUUUCCGGACAUGAAAACUCGCACAUUUCGUGAUGCAGUGCAAAUCUGGAAAGAGGUAGAGACCUAA